Molecule: messenger RNA, 2978 nt
Organism: Lagopus leucura (white-tailed ptarmigan)
Lineage: Eukaryota; Metazoa; Chordata; Aves; Galliformes; Phasianidae
Gene: GRB2
Product: growth factor receptor bound protein 2
Exons: 7
Coding region: 317-928 (203 amino acids)
Molecular function (GO): protein binding
Source: RefSeq, a predicted model, not a curated record
AGUGUGUCCUGUUUCACAGCAGUCUGCCAAGAGUGAAUGCCUACAGCUGUACUUCCAGUGGGCAGUGACAUAGCACAAGACACUUCCACACUUCAUCACUACUUAUGGAGCUGAAGAUUGGACAAGCACGUUCUCUGCUUCGCUGCAUUCAUGGCGGAUCGUCCCCUGGCCUCCCCUGUAUGUGAGAGACGGGGCCGGCGCCUCGAGCGGAGCCGGACCGUGGGAGGGUUGAGCCGGGAGCCGCCGCGGGAGGAAAGGAGGCUGCGGGGAGUGCUUCCUUCCUACUGCCCGCACUGCCUGGUGCGGCAGCCCCAGCAUGGAAGCCAUCGCCAAAUACGACUUCAAAGCUACGGCAGAUGACGAGCUAAGCUUCAAACGGGGGGAUAUACUUAAGGUUUUGAAUGAAGAAUGUGAUCAGAAUUGGUACAAGGCAGAACUCAAUGGAAAAGAUGGCUUCAUUCCCAAGAACUAUAUAGAAAUGAAGCCACAUCCGUGGUUUUUUGGAAAAAUUCCCCGGGCAAAGGCUGAAGAGAUGCUAGGCAAACAGAGACAUGAUGGUGCCUUCCUUAUCAGGGAGAGUGAGAGUGCUCCUGGGGACUUCUCUCUCUCGGUCAAGUUUGGAAAUGAUGUGCAGCACUUCAAGGUGCUUAGAGAUGGGGCUGGCAAGUAUUUCCUCUGGGUGGUGAAGUUCAAUUCUUUGAAUGAGCUGGUAGAUUAUCACAGAUCCACGUCUGUCUCCAGGAACCAGCAAAUAUUUCUACGGGAUAUUGAACAGGUGCCACAGGAGGAAGGAGAGUUGGGUUUCCGCCGUGGAGACUUUAUCCAAGUCCUUGACAAUUCUGACCCCAACUGGUGGAAGGGAGCCUGCCACGGACAGACGGGCAUGUUUCCACGCAACUAUGUGACCCCAGUGAACCGGAACAUCUAGAGAUAAAUAUUACAGAUUAUUUAAAGAAACAAGAGAAACAGUAAUUACAUACAGAGCCUAACUGCAGCCAGUGACCUAAAAUCACACGGCAAUAAAACCUGAGUCACCUUUCACCGUGAGGUGAUCCUCCUUCACAGUGUGGAACUUCAGGGGCUGAAGGGGUUGGGGGGAGGGAAGAGUUCAACUUACACACCAAAACUUAUCAAAAAAGAAGAAGAAAAAAAAAAAAAAAAAAAAAAGAAUUUCCUCAGCUGCUCCUGGGUUACUCCCUUUCAUUUACUUAAUGUUUCCCCUUGUCCUCUGUCCAGGCAUGAAGUUUUAAUGCCAUUUAAAAUUGUAGCCAUGCAGUUAAAGGAAAAGGGAGAAACUCUGCUGGUAUUUUCUCUCUGCAAAUGGUUUAUUUGUCAUGAAGGGACAUGAGAGGAAAACCAAAUACACAGUCCUGCCUUUAAAAAAAAAAAAUAAUAAUAAUUUAAAAAGUCUCUGCUCUUGCCUUCAGCAUUCAGCUGCUCUUGCCUGAGAAAGAUGAGGUAUUGCUCUAAUUUUUGUCUCUUCUCCUUUGUCACUUUCUUCUGAAGCUCAGCAGCUUCCAAGCUGAGGAAGGGAGAAGAGUUGUGGAUUUCUUUUUUUGUUUGAGUCACAGAGUUGCUUUCAGAAACUCCAAACUACAACCGAAGUUUGUUAUUGCUGUGCUGAUAGUCUUUUUGUUUCUUUUCUUAACUGUGUACGGUUGAGCACAUUCUGUAAUUUUUUCCAUAGUGCCUUUCCCUUGUUUUUUUUUAUUAUUUUUUAAGUUAAAAGGACAGUCCAGAGCUUUUCAGAGGGCCUUUUUUUCUGCCUAUGUGUAAAUAAAUACUUCUGGAUGGAAGGUGUAAAGGAAGGGUGGCUUUGUCAAUGGAUACCUGAAAAAAAUCUACAGAGAUGGAGCUUUGUUCUAAAGAUUUGACUUGUUCUUUGACUUUCCUUGUUACAGGGGAAAAAAAAAAAAAGGCAUUCCUUGGCAGCUUGGGCUGCUCAAACAUGGGAAGCUGAAACCAGAAGCCUCAAAAGAUUUAAGAGAAAGGGGAAAGAUAUGACCAGGGAAAAUGAGGAAGAAUAUUUGGGGGAGGGAAGGUUAAGUGGGGAAUUUGAGAAAGAGUAGCCCUGAGAUGUCCUACAAAAUGUACAUUCCGUUGAUGGAAAAUUAUAAUGCAGAAAAACCUCAAGAAACAGUGCUUGAAAACAUUUUAUGCUGUUAGUGAAUGUUUCUAUGUGAUGCAUGUAAUCAACCUGUCUCUUUUGCCUGGAUAAGGGAGUUAUUUGCAGUUGUGUUGCUCUUGAAAAGUGGGGUUGGCAUCACUGUUCUCCAGUUUCUCCUCCCUCUUCAGGUCAGUGUUACUGUUAGACUCCCCAUUCACAGCAGGCUGUGUGAUGACUAUAAUUCCCACCUUUUCCAAUAAUGGCCUUCAUUGUGGCCAUUUGCUCUUUCACCAGAGCAGUGUGACAUUGAAUUGGAUAGAAAGAAAUCAAACUGCAUUACUCCCUGUGCCAAUCUUCAGUUGUGUUAUUUUUCCUUUUGAGAGCUACUUGGCUGGAUCCCUUCACUCCAACAACGAAUCCAGAAACUGCAGUGGAGAGCUUCUCCUGUCCUGCCUAAGUACAGGCAGUCGUUUGUUGGAGGGUGCCUUUUUUGUACUAAAUGUUAUGUUUUAUUUCUGAGACAAACUCUGCCUUACACUUUAAUUUUCCAGCAGAUUAAAGAGAGAGCUAUCCUGUAGAGCAUUACUUUCUCCCCCUCUCUUUGCUAGCUGUCACUCACUUCCUUCUUCAUAAAGUGAUUGGAAGAAGAAUCUAUGGCAUUCUAUACCUGGACCAUUUGAUUGUUUCCUUAUUUUGGAAUUGGUGUAUAUCAUGCAACCUUGCAGACAUAUGUCUUGUGUGUGUAUAUAUAUUAAAAAAAAAAAAAUCAGUGUUUAAAUAAAAAAAGGCCUAUGUACUUAAUCCUUUAACUCUGCAGCAGCAUUUGGUAGAUAGUAAUUAACUGUGAAUAAUAAAUAUACAUUGAAUUCUU